Messenger RNA from Stylonychia lemnae, 1701 nucleotides. The record is from the annotation of a GenBank genome assembly. Lineage: Eukaryota; Ciliophora; Spirotrichea; Sporadotrichida; Oxytrichidae.
AUGGAAGAUUAAUAUAGUUCAAGUGUAGACUCUAGAGAAGACUUUUUUAAAAAUACCAAGAUGAACAAGAUUUCCAACUCAAAGUCAGCUAAAUUUAAACAGAAUCUCUCUAUUAUUGACAGUAUUUACUAAAAGCAAAAGCAUGAAAUGAAUGAUAAUUUUUAGAUCAUGGAACACCAUUUUAGAAGUAGACCCUAAAAUUAUUAAACGUCGUUUAAAAAGAAUCUACAUGCUUUUGCUCAAGAAGAAAUUCAAUGCUAGAAAAAUUAACUAUCUGCAAUGUUUAAGAAACAGAGGAAAUUACUUGAAGAACAUGCAUCUGAGGAAGAAAAUUUAAAGAAAAUUCUUAGUGAAUACCAAAUCAAAAUUGGAAAGAAUUAGAAGCUGGCCUAUGAUUAUCGAAUAUAAAAGAACUGUCUUGCCAAAAAUUAUUUCUAUAAUUAUAAAAAGAAAAGGAUUGAAAUACUUUAAGACUAAGACUUUAAUCAAUUUAAAAGCGAAGCAUUUCACACUAAAUUUGUACGAUUGUAAAAAGAGUAAUAAGAGAAAUUAGAAAUGAUAGAAGCUAAAAAGAGGGCUAUAAUGUUUGGUAAUAAUGAUGAUGCAGAUAGAAUAGAGUUGAAUUCAAGUUAGCUCAAAUCUCAAAAUGAAAUGAGCGGUAAAGAAAAGUUAGCCUUCUGGAUGGAGAAAAUGAAGAUAAUUAAAAAGGAAUCCCCAGUCAAGGAAAAAGUUUUAAGUAAAAGAGCAUCAUUGAAAAACUUAAAGUCCUAAAAUGGAACAGCUACUAUUUAGAACAGAAGAAGAAAGAUAAAUCUAAAUCAAACUACUGAUUUAAGAAAUUAAUCACCUCAGCAAAUCGAUAAAAGUCUCGAUGCUAUUAAAAAUAUCUUAGGCUAGAAUGCCGAAAAGGCUAGAUUAAUCAAGUUUAAUAGUACUCAUGCAAUGAACUAGAUUACCAGAACUAAGAAGGACGAAUCUAUAAACAAGGAUAGUACCUUAAACACUUUAUAUAAAUCUGCAGCUUUCAAGAAAGAUAAUUUGCUAAAUCUACUCAGUCAUCAUAAUAUGAAAGCUACCUAAAUCUUCAGUCGCCAUCACAGAUCUAGAAGUGAUAAAUUAUCUUUAAUAAAUAAUCUUACAGCAAAUUAAAAACAGUUGAAAAAUGAGACAAUAAAUUAAAAGUUCAAAGAAAAAACACCUUCCUUGAAAGACUAUGAAAUUUAGUCCCUUCUCCGAUAAUAUCCGGUAUCUAAAAAUAAAUAAGAUCACGUGAGAGUUAAUAAAUUCUUGAACUCUAAUAGACAGAAACGCAAUAGCAUAGAUGGUAAUUUAAGUAGUUUGCCUAAAGAGUUGAAGCAGACAGAGAGUAGGAAAAAAUUGUUCUCUUUAAUGCAUGUUUGCAAACAUGAAGAAGAUAAUUUCUAAAAAGAAAUGUUGGAAACAGAAUAUAAAUAACUUAAGGAAUAAAUAAAGGAGUAGGAAUUUGAUUGUACUUUACAUUAACUUAGAGAAAUUGAAUUCGCUGAACCCUCAGUAAUGCCCAUUCUUUAUCAAUAUAAACUAGCUGAAACUAAUGAUAACAUAAAAUUAGCAGAAGAAAUUGCUAAAGAUUACUCAGAAGGAAAGGCAGAUCCAAGAAUGGCCUGGAUAAGAGAGAAGAAUACUAAAUCUCUCUUAAAGAAAGGAAUCCUACUAAGAUGA